UUCAUCGUUGUCGUUGUCAUCGACAUCCACUGACGAUAAUAACAUAAUUUCGACAAUCAAAGCGGAUAAAUUAGUUGUCAGUGCGCUAAUUAAAAUUAAUUUUUAACUCACAUCAGUUUCAAAUACAAAAACAAUUGAUGUAUCAAUUGAAUUGCGUGCAUUUUCCUAUUUACAUUCAUUUUAUUUGAUUUUCAUAGUAGAUAGUUUGUUCCAAUUUUUAUAUAUAUAUUUUUUUUCAACUUUCAUCUGGACACACAAUCGAAACGUUGCAUUUCAAUGAAUUUUUCAUAACAAAAGAAUACAUUGUUUAAGCACACCGUUUCGCCAAAAAUAAUAGUUUGGUGGUGAUUUUCGUGUGUUUGUGUGUUGUUGUUGUUUUUUUUCUCUAUUGGUUUCUGUCUCAAAGACAUUUUCGUUGAGUUAUUAAACGUUAUAGCUUUAAACAUAGCAAUACAAUGACAAAUGAUGUUGCCGGUGGUGGUAAAAGUGCGGAUGAGAAUGCAGCCACUGAAAAUGGACAGCCUGAAACUGCAAAUGAUCACAAAGAGCGCGGAAAUGAAUGUAUAAAAGCGAGUAAAUACAGCGAAGCCAUUCUUUAUUAUAACUUCGCCAUAAAAUUGAAUCCAAAUGAAGCAACAUUUUAUAGUAAUCGAUCGUUGGCAUUUCUGAAACUCAAUCAAUUAUAUUAUGCCAAUGAAGAUGCUGAAAAAGCAAUUCAAUUGAAACCAGAUUGGGCGAAGGGAUACUUUCGAAAGGCCGAAGUACAAGCAGCUGCAGGUCAAUAUGAUUCAUCAUUUUUACUAUACAGCCGAGCAUUGCAAUUGCAACCAAACGACAUCAGUAUUUUGAAUGCUGCCAAACGCAUCGCCGAACUUAGUAGCUCCGACACGGAAUUUGAAAGACGUGUACCGUGGUUCGGAAUUGGCAUUGGCGCUUUGUUUGGUGUUAUAAUUGUAAUAUCGGAUUUGUUUACGAAAACUCCUACAUUAUCGCAUCCGUCCUUAAUGAUUCUAAUGAUAGUCGUAGUAUCGGCCAUGGGAUAUGGCAUAUCACGUGGUUAUCUUUACUAUCGAAAACAACAGAGGAUCGGUCUAUUGGAGCCACCGGUCAAUUUGCUUGAUGAAUUUAAAAAACCCACAGAUCAAACAACGAAUGAUGGUGGCGCUGAAGGCGAACCGUAUACAAAUCGAACACGCUACACAAAAGCACAGGCACGCCAACGAUUCAAGCGAGGAAAAACGUAGCUCAUCACAUCUUUACAUUACAACGUUUUUUUUUUUAACAAUUGAUUCGACUUUUGUUUAAGCACACACCGACACACGUACACCAAAAGGUGUAAGUGUUAUCGUUAAUACGAAAAAAAGGGAUGAUAUUUUAAGUUGAUAGAUAGACGUUGUAAUAAAUGAACGAGAGAAGGAUAGAAAAAAAACUGAAACGAAAAAUGAACGACAACAACCUUUGAGUGUGAUAAAGUGUAUGAAAUUUAUAUGUAAUUGGUUUGCAUUUUGGAGAAUUUCACCUCUUCUAAUUAACUAACUAAAUUUAUACAAAAAAGAAGCAGAAAACAAUUAAGAAGGAGAAAAGAAAAGAAAUAAGGGAAAAAAAAACUUUGCACUUAAAUAAAUUGCCUAUGCCUAAUUCAAAACAGUUUUAUCUCAUAAACACAAGAAUGAACGAAAAAAAAAUAUUGGAGCAAAUCUAAUAAAAAAAGAACAAUGGAAUGACAAAA
Molecule: messenger RNA, 1729 nt
Organism: Contarinia nasturtii (swede midge)
Lineage: Eukaryota; Metazoa; Arthropoda; Insecta; Diptera; Cecidomyiidae
Product: hsp70-Hsp90 organizing protein-like
Exons: 5
Coding region: 456-1244 (262 amino acids)
Molecular function (GO): Hsp90 protein binding
Source: RefSeq, a predicted model, not a curated record